Molecule: messenger RNA, 2250 nt
Organism: Micromonas commoda
Lineage: Eukaryota; Viridiplantae; Chlorophyta; Mamiellophyceae; Mamiellales; Mamiellaceae
Exons: 1
Coding region: 1-2250 (749 amino acids)
Molecular function (GO): protein binding
Source: RefSeq, a predicted model, not a curated record
AUGCCGGCCUCGGACGGCGCGGGCACCGGCCCCAAGCGCACGCAGUUCGCCGCGAGCGACGGCAAGUACCGGCUCGCGCGCUCCUGGUCCCACCCCAACGGCCCCGUGCCGUUCAACCCGGCGGGAGGCUCCAAGGUGACCGUCGCGAAGCUGCCCGCGCCGCGCGGGCACCAUCGCCCCGCGCGCUACCUCGUUUUCAACGUCAACGACACCCUGCUCGUGUACGAUUACGACGAGCCGUCCGUCGCCGCGGAAGGCGCGGCGAAGCGCUCGUCGUUCUACGGUGGCUACGGCGGCUACGGCGGCUACGGCCCGUCGUCCAAACCCGCUGCGAACCCGACGCCGGACGAUCCGAACGCGACGAAACCCGCGGACCCGAUCAGGACGCUCCAGUUCCCCGGCACGCUGGUGACGUGCCACGCGUUCCGGGAGCAGGGCGGCGGACACCAGAACCAGAACGACCUCUUAAUCGGACUCGCCAACGGCGAGGUGGUCCUCACGUCCCUGCGCGCCCUCGUGGGCGAACGAAACCCCGUUCAUCGCCCGGGGUCCACCUCCCUGGACGACGAUCCCACCGCGCCCGCCGGCACCGGCGCCACGUCAUCCGCCACGUCAUCCACCACGUCAUCCGCCAAGCUCCCGCCCGGCACCCUCCGGUUCAACACCGACGGCGGCGGCGGCUUCGGCGGCAGCGAACGCGCGAGGCUCGAGUCUCCCGCCAACGCGUCGCGAUGCAAUCACGUGGCGUGGUGCGGCAAUGGCGGCGUCGAUCGGCUCGGUGGGUUCGUCACGUGCCACGGCGACGGCAACGUGUACGCGUACUCCGUUUCGCGCGACGCGUCCAUGGACCCGUGGUUCCCGGCCAUCGUUGGGGACCCGAACGCGCCGUCGGUCACGCCGGGGAGGAGCGGCGUGGAUGGCCAGACGCUGGCCAACCCCUUUGCCAGGUGGCACCUCGGAGCCGGCCCGAUGUCCUGCGCGAGCUUCUCCCCCGACGGGCAGUACCUCGCCGUCGCCGGCGGCGCGGAUGGGAUAUGCCGGAUCCUGGACGUGACGCACUGGGAGCGCCCGCGGCUGUGCGGGGGGUUCAAGAGCUACUACGGGGGCUUGCGAACGGUGCGGUGGGCGGGGGACGGUCACUACGUCCUCGCCGGGGGCGAGAGCGACCUCGUCGAGGUUUGGGCGGUUCCCGAGGGACGGUACUGCGCGGCGUGGGCGGACGGCCACGCGAGCUGGGUGACGUGCGCGUGCGAGGACGCGCACGUGCUGGACGACGCGGACCACGAUCACGACAGCGACCACGACGACGACGGCGACUUAAAUCGGGGUUUAAAUAGGGUUAAAUCGCCGGGGCCGGUUCGCAUGCAGCAGGACGUCUCGGGCACGCCGGUCGGGGGCGGCGCCAACUACGACGACCUCCUCGUCACCGACGAUCGCGCGGAGACGCUCCGGUUCGGGAGCGUCGGGCAGGACUGCCAGCUGUGCCUCUGGGACCUGCCGCUGGAGGCGCCGACGGGGGUCGACGCCGGCGCGGGUGGCGAUCCCACCGGCGGCGUGAACAUCCCGGGCGCGCCCUCGACCGGAACGAACGACGGGUUCGAAUCCGACGGCGCCUUCGAGCCCCCACCCCCGCCCCCGCCGCCGGUGCCCAUCCCGGUCCUCCCCGCAGGAACCGCGCCGCCCAACGCGGGCGGGGGGUCUUCGCUGCUCAAGUCGCCGUCGGGCAUGAUACGAAGCGCGAGCAAGAGCAUGCUGAGCUCCAUGGGCAGCAUGGGCGUGUCCGGGGGGAAAUCGGGGCUGGGUAAGUCGAGCAAGGCGGCGCAAGGCGGCGCGGCGGAUGGAGGAGGCGGGAACGUGAACGGGAACGGGCGCGCCGGUGUGGACUCUGGCGCCGCCAGCGCCGCGAGCUCGCCGACGGCGUCGUCGCCGGCUGUGUCCCGGCGCGCGUCGCUCGACGCGGAAGCCGCCAACGAAGCCGACGCGGCGGCCGCGGGGGGUGCCGCGGGGGGUGCCGCGGGUGCCGAGGGUGCCGACAAGAGCGCCGGUCCGAGCAUUCACUCGUACGUCGGCGGUCUCAUCUGCGCUCCGGCGACGCGGCGCGAGGUGCCGGAGACGUUGGCCGCGACGGCGUCGUACAAGAUCCACGCCGAGCCGUGCACGGACGUGGUCUUCACCGAGGAAGGGGUGGUGACGGCGUGCGCGGCGGGGGUGGUGAAGCUGUGGAUCCGGCCGUUGCACGGCGAGAAGUGA